GGGUCCCUGUCCGGGGCAGGGGUUGGAGCUGGAGGAGCUUUAAGGUCCCUUCAGCCCAACCCCUUCUAUGAUCCCUCUGGUUGGUUCAUUUCCAGGCCCAUCAAGAUGCUGCAGGUGCCGCUGCCCCUGGACCGCGAUGGGAUCCUCUUCCGGCUCCGCUUCACCACGCUGGCUCUGGCGACUGUGUUCUGCCCCCUCUUUGGGUUCCUGUUCUGUGUCAUCUGGUCUCUGCUCUUCCAUUUUCGGGAGACGACAGCGACUCACUGCGGGGUCCCCAACUACCUGCCCUCCAUCAGCGCGGCCAUCGGAGGCGAGACCCCGCAGCGCUACGUCUGGCGCCUCUGCAUCGGCCUGCACUCGGCCCCCCGCUUCCUGGUGGCCAUCGCCUACUGGAACCACUACCAGAGCUGCCACUGCUCCCACCCGCGCUACCUGCGCCUCUGCCACUGCAACCUGCUGCUGAACCUGCUCGAGAACUUUGCCCUCCUCAUCCUCACCUACGUGUCCUCCUCUGAGAACUAUGCAAUCCAUGAAAACGCCUUCAUCGUGUUCAUCACCUCAGCUCUGGGCCACAUGCUGCUGACCUGCAUCCUCUGGAGGAUGACGAAGAAGCACACAGUAAGUCCCGAGGAGCGCAAGUCCUACAAGUGGAAGCAACUUCUCUUCUUCUUCACCUUCAUCACGUUUGCAUUUGCUGUGUGUGUCUACUUCCACCACAACUGGUACUGCGGCCCCGGAGUGUACACCAUCUUCGCCUUCCUGGAGUACCUGGUUGUGCUCUCCAACAUGGCCUUCCACAUGACUGCCUUCUGGGACUUCGGCAACAAGGAGCUGGUGGUGAGCUCGCUGCUGGAGGACAAGCACUUCUAGCAGGCUGGGGGGGCAGAGCCCCUUCCUUCUGUUGUCCCCAGGCUGGGGCCAGGAUGUUUGCUGUGGAGCUGCCACAAGGAUUGUUCCGGGGUCCUGGGCCCCACAAGUGUCUGCACAUGGUCCCUGGCUGCGCCUGGGGCAGAGCUGGGGACUCUUGCUGGGGACCCCCGAGGUGAUACCCCCUGUCCUGGCUCCCUGCUGGCUACUGGGAUGGGCAGGAGGAUGGAGGUGGGAACCUGCUCCCUGCUUCUUUGGAGGGUGCCGUGGGCAGAGCGGGAUUCUGCUCCCAGGGACACGGGGACCAGCCUGGCCCUGCCUUGGCUGCGUGGCCUCGGUUCCUCCUCCAGCCUUGGGCAAGCUCCUCAAAAGGAGCUGGUGACUUUUCGGACCUCGAAGCUUAAGGCAGCCUCGGGAGAAGGACUUGGUGCCCCUGCACCUCCGGCUGCAGCCUCCGAAUGGGGCAGUGCACAGCCUUGACCUGUUGGGAAGCUGUUGUGCAGGGCUGGGACAGAGCUGGCCCCAUGCUGGGGCUGGGCCCGGGCCCAGCUUCUUCCCAAGCCUGGGGUGAGCACAGGAUCCAUGCUGGGCACUGCUCUCCAUCCCCAUGCUGGUGGUGCUGGGAGGAGGGUGCUGGCCCAUGCACAGACUGCACAGGGGCAGAGCAGGAGAGCACCAGUGUGGGACAUGGGGCACAGGAGACCCCGAGAGCUCCCACACUGCCCCUGCCUGUGCCAGAAGCCCCCUCCAGCGAGCAGGGUGCUGGGCUCCGGUGCAAGCACAGGAGCGUGGGCUGGUGCUGGAGGGGCUCUGUGAGCUCCCACUGCUUCCCCUGUCCUCUAGGGCUUGAGAUGGGACGUGCUGGGCUUCAGUGGUGCUGCUGCUGCCCGGGAGGAGGGUGCUGGUGGGCCCUGGGUGCUGUGGGGGCCGGCACAGGGACGGUGC
Pezoporus flaviventris is the source of this 1812-nucleotide messenger RNA. RefSeq names its product post-GPI attachment to proteins 2 (gene PGAP2). Bases 106 to 870 code for a protein of 254 amino acids. The record is from RefSeq and is a predicted model, not a curated record. Gene Ontology annotation, biological process: GPI anchor biosynthetic process. The transcript has 5 exons. Lineage: Eukaryota; Metazoa; Chordata; Aves; Psittaciformes; Psittacidae. Gene Ontology annotation, cellular component: endoplasmic reticulum membrane; Golgi membrane.